This is a messenger RNA of Porites lobata, 1982 nucleotides long. NCBI's taxonomy places the organism in Eukaryota, Metazoa, Cnidaria, Anthozoa, Scleractinia, Poritidae. The record is from the annotation of a GenBank genome assembly.
AUGGGUUGGUCAGAAACAUGGACUUGUAGAAAGUUUCUCCUCGCCAGCAUUAUUGUAUCCUUCAUCUUCCUGUUCAUAUUUUCAACACAAGUGGCUCGGAAAAGUAUUACUUUCCGAGAGCUGCUCCACCCACACGUUCAGAAUGACAGCAGCCAAACCACUACAGGAUCCCAUGCCACAAAGAUCACAGAAGCUCCAAUAACGCUAUUCGUGAGAAUGUCUGGCAGUAACCCAGAUCACCGAUUUCGUUAUUACUGUCAUUUGUUCAGGACUUUGGUACUUUACUGGCCUCCUUCAUUUGGAAAGAUAGCUAUAGUUCUUGAUGAAGAAGGAAAAGAAGAUCACAAAUUUGCCGCAAAAGUCAGGCGUGAAAACAAACGUUACUUUCCUGAUUACAAGAUAGCAAUAGCGUUUGAGGCUCCUCCCAAAAAGAACAGCACAUUGACAGGUAAAGUUCAUCGCAAGGGUUACAUCAGGCAACUUUGGAGCAGUUUCUUCAUUGAUCAGUAUACAAACGAUUCCAUAAUUGCUUGGAUGGACACUGACACUGCCUUUCUCACCCCAGUAACCAAGUCUACAGUUUUUUCCGGCACGAAGUUACGGGCAAUGGCUUCAGAUAACACGUACGACAGGUUUUGGGUUAAGCACUGGAUAAUAACAAAUGAAAUUGCUCUAGGACUGCCCUUCGUUGCUGAUUUUAUGAUUUAUUUCCCGGUAUACAUUUACCGGGAUACCUUUACGCGCUGCAGAGAAUACAUACUGAAGAGAUUCAACUCCACUGAUCUUGAAGAGGUUUUUCCUAAGUUCUACGAAACGAGGGGAGGAGACUGGCUCGAGUUGUCCCCUGUAAACAUUGUACUCAGUUAUGCUUGGUAUUUUGAAAAAGAUCGCUACGACUGGAGUUUUGAGAUCACCAGCAACCUAACAGAAUAUAAUAAAAAGUUUCCAAAAGGCCAUGCUAUUGGACCUGAACAUACAAAAACUAUUCUGUCGGAACCUCAAACAGCCUUUCAUACAUAUAAAAUAGAAGGAAAGUGGAUAUGGUCAAAGAUUCUUGUAAGUUACUGCUUGUCACACCGAGCAGCGGGGGAUAAGGUACGUAUGUGCACCAAUCAUACCGCGUCGUUCAAGGAUAAUUUGCCUCUUUUCAACUACGAUCUUCAGUUUAUUACCGAUCCUAUUAAAAGCCCAUGUAAUACCGGCAACAAUAUCUUGACCUGUUGGCGAAUUCUAAAGCGUCAUUAUAACGAAGUUGGUGUUGAGAUAAAAGAAGGACGUAAGUUGGAAUGGAGCAAUAUGAAGAUUGUUGAACAGUUUGCUAAGAAGUCUGGUAUUAAAUGUAACAAAAUAAUAGAAUUAUAGACGUAGUCAAACAAGCGAUGUUCGCAGGAGCAGAAUAAGUGCCUUUCACAUGGUUGACUUAUCGUUUUUUGAUUAUAGAAAUUCUUAUAUUCAAGACCCAAUUGUCUAAUAGUUCUUGAUAAGGAAGCAAAAGAGGAUUAUGAAUUUGCUGCAAAAGUAAUAGAUGAAACCAAACAUCACUUUCCCAAUUAUAAAGUCGAAGUAGUAUAUGAGUCACUCCCCCAAAAAAGUGGCACAUUCUCUUCUAAGACAAGGCAUCCCAAGGGUUACAUCAGGCAACUUUGGAGCAGUUUCUUUAUCGAUCUGUAUACAAAAGACUCCAUAAUUGCCUGGAUGGACAGUGACGCUGCCUUUCUCAUCCCAGUUACUUAAUCUACAAUUUUUGCCGGCAGAAAGUUGGGGGCUAUGGCUACAGAUAUCUCACACGGGGAGUAAGGCAUUGGAUAGUGAGUAUCGAAAAUGUUCUAGGACUGCCGUUUGUUGCUGAUUUCAUGACUUAUUUCCCGGUAUAUAUUUACCGGGGUACCUUAACGCACUGCAGAAAGUACAUACUGAAAAGAUUUAACUCAACUGAUCUUGAAGAAGUCUGGCCUAGGUUUUACGUGAUAACAGGAGAUUAG